Messenger RNA from Helianthus annuus (common sunflower), 477 nucleotides. RefSeq lists its product as uncharacterized. NCBI's taxonomy places the organism in Eukaryota, Viridiplantae, Streptophyta, Magnoliopsida, Asterales, Asteraceae. The transcript has a single exon. Bases 1 to 477 code for a protein of 158 amino acids. The record is from RefSeq and is a predicted model, not a curated record.
AUGAUUCUUGUUUCUAAACAGUUUGAUGGAAUUGGUUUUGGCACAUGGAAAAGGGCGAUGUCAAUUGCACUUUCUGCAAAGAACAAGUUAGGUUCUGUUGAUGGAACAAUUACAAGUGCUGCAAACCCUAGUUUAUGGAGUCGCUGUAAUGACAUGGUGAUUUCAUGGAUCAUCAACACAUUGUCCAGAGAUAUUACUGAAAGUGUUUUGUAUGUGCAGAGUGUUGCUCAACUUUGGACAGAACUGAAUGAUAGAUAUGGACAGGGUGAUGGUGCAAAGUUGUAUCAAUUACAAAAGAGUUUAUGUGAAAUUUCACAAGGAAGUAGCAGUAUUGCGACUUAUUUCACAAAGAUUAAAGGAAUUUGGGAUGAACUCGGUUCUUUAUCCACCAUUUCUCCAUGUUCUUGUGGUACACAUGCUGAAAUUGUGAAAAGGGACGAAGAACAAAGGUUAAUUCAGUUUCUAAUAAAAUACUGA